This is a messenger RNA of Sceloporus undulatus (fence lizard), 3751 nucleotides long. RefSeq names its product dimethylglycine dehydrogenase (gene DMGDH). NCBI's taxonomy places the organism in Eukaryota, Metazoa, Chordata, Lepidosauria, Squamata, Phrynosomatidae. The coding region runs from base 160 to 2763 and encodes 867 amino acids. Gene Ontology annotation, molecular function: oxidoreductase activity; protein binding. The record is from RefSeq and is a predicted model, not a curated record. The transcript has 16 exons. Gene Ontology annotation, cellular component: mitochondrion.
GGCUGGGCGGGGCUGGCUCCUUGGGCUGAGGGAUUGGCCGGAGGGUCAGCAGCACAGCAGCGGUGCCCAAACUGGGAGCGGAAGAAGCUGGUGGCGGCCUCCUGGUUGGUCUUGCGAGGGGAGAGCGGGGCAGCCAGAGAGCCCCGCCAGGGAGAAGCCAUGCUCCGGGGAGCCCUGCUGAGACUGCUCCCCUCCAAGCGGGGCCUCCGAGAGCCCGCCUUCCCUCGGCCCUUUGCCUCCUCCGGCCAGAGCUCUCAGGGCUGGGAAGAAAAACCAUUUUCUUUAGAAGCCAGAUGGAAAGAUACAGCAGAAACAUUAAUUAUUGGAGGAGGUUGUGUUGGUGUGAGUCUUGCUUAUCACCUGGCCAAGGGUGGCAUGAAGGAUGUGCUUCUUUUGGAAAAAUCUGAACUCACUGCUGGAUCUACUUGGCAUGCAGCAGGUUUGACAACAUAUUUCCAUCCUGGAAUAAAUCUGAAGAAAAUCCAUAAUUACAGCAUCAAGCUUUAUGAAAAGCUAGAAGAAGAAACAGGACAGGCUGUGGGUUUUCAUCAACCUGGAAGUAUUAGACUUGCUACAACCCCAACAAGAGUGGAUGAGUUUAAAUACCAAAUGACUCGUGCUGGUUGGCACCAAGGAGAGCAAUAUCUAAUUGAGCCAGAGAGAGUCCAAGAAUUAUUCCCUUUAUUAAAUAUGGAAAAGGUUUUAGCAGGUUUGUACAAUCCUGGAGAUGGCCAUAUUGAUCCUUACUCGCUCACUAUGGCCUUGGCUGCAGGGGCCAGAAAAUAUGGUGCCCAGUUAAAUUACCCGGUCCAAGUAACUAAUCUAAAACCAAGAGCAGAUGGGACCUGGGAAGUUGAAACUCCACAUGGAAUAAUUCAAGCAAACAGAAUUGUGAAUACAGCUGGUUUCUGGGCUCGUGAAAUAGGCAGAAUGAUUGGAUUGCAUCAUCCACUCAUACCAGUUCACCACCAGUAUGUUGUCACUGCAACUAUCCCUGAAGUGAAAGUCCUGAAAAAUGAACUGCCUGUGCUUCGAGACUUAGAAGGUUCAUACUACCUAAGACAAGAAAGGGAUGGACUUUUAUUUGGCCCAUAUGAAAGCCAAGAAAAAAUGAAACUACAAGAAUCCUGGGUAGCAAAUGGAGUACCACCAGGUUUUGGCAAAGAGCUUUUCGAAUCUGAUUUGGACCGAAUAAUGGAUCAUAUUGAAGCAGCAAUGGAAAUGGUUCCAGUCCUGAAACAAGCAGACAUAAUCAAUGUCGUUGCUGGUCCUAUAACAUAUUCUCCAGAUAUUUUACCUAUGGUGGGACCUCAUCAGGGUGUUCUAAAUUACUGGGUGGCUGUUGGUUUUGGAUAUGGCAUCAUCCAUGCAGGUGGCAUAGGAAAAUAUCUUAGUGACUGGAUACUCAGUGGUGAGCCACCUUUUGAUCUAAUAGAAUUAGAUCCAAAUAGAUAUGGAAAAUGGACAACUGUCGAGUAUACAGCAGCAAAAGCAAGAGAAUCUUAUGGAUUUAACAAUAUUGUUGGUUAUCCUAAAGAAGAAAGAUUUGCUGGGAGACCUACAGAAAGAGUCAGUGGGCUUUAUGAAGUCCUUAAAUCCAAAUGUUCCAUGGGAUUCCAUGCAGGAUGGGAACAACCUCAUUGGUUCUACAAACCAGGAGAUGACACUGGAUACAAGCCUAGUUUUCGACGCACAAACUGGUUUGAACCAGUGGGUCGUGAAUAUAAACAGGUGAUGGAAAAAGUGGGUGUGAUUGAUCUUACUCCAUUUGGCAAGUUUAGCAUCAGAGGCAGUGAUUCUGUUAAACUUUUGGAUCAUCUAUUUGCAAAUGUGAUCCCCAAGGUUGGUUUCACAAAUAUAGGUCAUAUGCUAACCCCAAGAGGCAGAGUCUAUGCUGAGCUCACAGUCUCUCAUCUGAAGCCAGGAGAAUUUUUGUUGGUUACUGGUUCUGGAUCAGAGCUUCAUGACUUGAGAUGGAUCGAAGAGGAGGCAGUUAGAGGGCAAUAUAAUGUUGAGAUCAAAAAUGUUACAGAUGAAAUUGGAGUAUUAGGUAUAGCUGGUCCAUAUGCCCGUGAAGUUCUCCAGAAGUUAACAACAGAAGAUCUCUGUGAUGCUUCAUUUAAUUUUCUACUGUCCAGACAUGUUAAAAUUGCUGAUAUUCCAGUUACUGCAAUUAGAAUAUCCUAUACAGGUGAACUGGGCUGGGAGUUGUAUCACAAACGAAAAGAUUCUGCAGCUUUAUAUUCUGCUAUCAUGGAAGCCGGCCACGAACAUGGAAUCGACAACUUUGGAACAUAUGCAAUGAAUACAUUAAGACUAGAAAAAGCUUUUCGAGCCUGGGGAGCAGAGAUGAAUUGUGACACCAAUCCUUUGGAAGCUGGACUGAAAUAUUUUAUAAAAUUAAACAAGCCAGCCAACUUCAUAGGAAAGCAAGCAUUGAAGCAGAUUAAAGAAAAAGGGCUUGAACGGCAACUUGUGUAUCUCACCUUGGAAACAGAUAAUGUUGAUCCAGAGGGGAAUGAAAGUGUCUGGUAUAACAACAAGGUUAUUGGCAACACCACAUCUGGAUGUUACAGCUAUAGCACUCAGCAAAGUUUGGCCUUCGCAUAUGUCCCCGUGGAACUCAGCAAAGUUGGGCAGAAAAUGGAAGUUGAACUGUUAGGGGAAAAAUAUCCAGCCACUAUUAUCCAGGAACCACUGGUCAUGACUGAGCCAACUAGAAUGCGACUUCAGAAGACGGGCAUAAGGAAUACUAAAACAUAAACAACAGCAGAUGUGUAAUUCUUUCCUACUAAGAGCCUAGGUUCCAUUAACAUCUGUGUCAGAUUUAUGCACAGGCUAAAUAAGCUAAUCAUAGUGCCUGAGUUUUGGAGGUGUUUUUUAAUGAGGAAAGAUACAAAAAUAAUAGAACAAUGAAAAAAAUAAUUGGUAAUGAUAUGGGGUCUUUUAAAUUUGACAUAGCUUGGGACCCCAGCAUGUAUUAAAUUGCAUAUGACAUAUAUGACUAGAUUUUAAACUCAGUCCAGGUGUUCAUCCUCAACACAAUGAUAAUCAUGCAAGCUGGAAAAUGGUUGUUGACCUGCCCUUCCUCUCUUGCAUUCCUGUCUCUCAGUUCUGUCAUCUUCUAGAGGGAUAAAGGCCUGCUGCUUUAUUUGGGUGGGCUUCCCACAUGACUUAGUUCUUUUCAUGACCAGGGUCUAAAUUGCACAGGGAGCCUACCGAAUGGAACAGAUUCUUCACUGCAGAGGUCAUUCAUCAAAAGCAUGCAUGGAGCACUAGGAACCAGUGAGGGGCAUGGCAUUUCCAAUCAUGGGCAUAGUUGAUUGUGAGUUGAUUACAAACUGCAAAUGAAAUACAAACCUACACAUGAAAUAUGCAAUAAUAAAAUAAUUUAUGUUUACUAAUAAUUAAGAAACCAUAUGUGAUUUUUACUCUUUAGUUUCAUUAGAUUAUGACAUGAAAGCCCCCACUUAAUGGAUGGCAUAUUUGUAAGAGUGUAGAUAGCACACAUUGCAAGGAACUACAAUUUUCUCUUGAGUGUAUUUGUCUGGGCACUCAGCCAAUUGGUGGCCAAGGGGAGUUGUCAUUCCCCUCAGCAGAUUCUAUGAAGCAUAGGCAUCACUGAUGUCUGUCUGAGGUUGAGAGAAAGAAACUUCUGGCACUCUUCUUGCCUUCACUGUUUAAUUAGAAUCAAACCAAUCCUAUGUUUCAAACUUGUUUGAUUGUCAUGUUUUAAAAUUUUUACUCUGCA